AUGGAAGGGAAUAAUAGUAGUAGCUGUAGAAAAAUGGAUAUGGAUCGGAUCAAGGGCCCGUGGAGCCCGGAGGAGGACGAGCUCUUGCAGCAGCUGGUGAAGAAGCACGGGCCGAGGAACUGGUCCCUCAUCAGCAAAUCCAUCUCCGGCAGAUCCGGCAAGAGCUGCCGCCUCCGGUGGUGCAACCAGCUCUCCCCCCAGGUGGAGCACCGGGCCUUCACGCCGGAGGAGGACGAGACAAUCAUCCGGGCCCACGCCAGGUUCGGCAACAAAUGGGCCACCAUAGCCCGCCUGCUCUCGGGUCGGACCGACAACGCCAUCAAGAACCACUGGAACUCCACCCUCAAGCGAAAGUGCUCCUCCCUCAGCUCCGACGACGGCACCGACUUACUGGUUCGACCCGACAGGCCGUUGAAGAGAUCCGUCAGCGCCGGGUCGGGCGUUCCAGUUUCGGGCCUGUAUUUGAGCCCGGGCAGCCCGUCCGGAUCCGACGUCAGCGACUCGAGCCUGCCGUUCAUCUCGCCCGUUUUCAAACCGGUCGCUAGAACCGGCGGCGUUCUGAUCGAGACGGCGUCUUCCGCCCCCGAGCCUGCGACCAGCCUGAGCCUUUCCCUUCCCGGGGUCGACCCGGCCGAGUCAUCUGAACCGAAAACCGGCCAGAUCCAGCUGCUGCCGAUUCUGCCCACCGCGCCACCAACCCCGGUACCGGCGACCGCCGUACCAGCAGUCGCCCCCGAGAAACUGCCUCAAAGUCCUCCGAUUGCCGGCGUAUCCGGGUUUGCGCCGGUGGCGGCGGCGGAGCAUCAGGCGGACAAGGUUUUCGUGCCGUUCAGCAGGGAGCUGAUGGCGGUGAUGCAGGACAUGAUACGGGCGGAGGUGAGGAGUUACAUGAUGGAACAGCAGCAGCAGCGCCGUCACCAUCACCAUCAACAGCAACAGCAGCAGCAGCAAUAUAUCAAUCAUCGUCAUCUUCAACAGCAACAGCAGGCUAACGUGAACGAAGGGUUCAGAAACGCCGCUCUUAAUCGACUUGGGCUCAGCAGGAUCGAUUGA
Striga hermonthica is the source of this 1053-nucleotide messenger RNA. NCBI's taxonomy places the organism in Eukaryota, Viridiplantae, Streptophyta, Magnoliopsida, Lamiales, Orobanchaceae. The record is from the annotation of a GenBank genome assembly.